Messenger RNA from Homo sapiens (human), 4481 nucleotides. RefSeq names its product tetratricopeptide repeat domain 22 (gene TTC22). The record is from RefSeq and is a predicted model, not a curated record. NCBI's taxonomy places the organism in Eukaryota, Metazoa, Chordata, Mammalia, Primates, Hominidae. The coding region runs from base 1814 to 2950 and encodes 378 amino acids. The transcript has 7 exons.
CUCCCAAAGUGCUGAGCCACCGCGCCCAGCCACAUUUCUCUUUCUUAAAUUACAAAAAAUAUGAGGAGGCAGAUCGCUUUGAUCACUCCCCUCCUCCUCCCAUCAACCCUCUAAAUAUACACACAUGUGUAUACACACGCCAUCUCUUACACACAUAUACACUCACAGAUGGACCCUUGGUAGCAAAUCUCUAGAUUAAGUAGCUAUUAAGAGCAUAAGCUUUGGAGUUAGACCAGGUGAGAAUUCUGCCUCCAUCACUAGCUGGCUACAGGCAAGUCUUUAUUCCUCUGAGCCUCAGUUUCCUCCUCUGUAAAAUGGGAUUCUAACGUGAACCUCACAUGAUUCCUGUGAGGAUUGAGAAAACAUGAAAAGCACCAGGCAGGGGCACAUAAGGUCCUGCCUGGGGCUUCUCCCUGCCUGCCCUGGCCCACAGCACUUCACCACUGCUCUUCAAUAGAGCCUUCCCAACCUCUGGCUUACCCCCACAUGGUUUCUUUCUUGCCCCUAGAGUGUGGGCAUUCUGUCUUGGGCUUUUCUCUCUCUUCCCCAUCCACCCUCCUCAAUGUCUGACGUAGAGCUGAACACCCAAGAGGAGUUUGCAACCAUUGUUUAAUUUAGUCGAAUAACUGGAUUCUGUCUUUAAAAUCCCUAUUUUUUAAAAUAAAAUAAAUCCCUUUUUAAAAUAAAAUCCCUAUUUAUUGUCUAAGAUUAAAAAAAAAUCCCUGUCCCAAGCCAACUCAGUUAUGUUAUUUUCUUCCCCUUUUCCCAAAACACUGGUGCUUUAACACAAACACAUGCAGUCACAUACACACCAGGGCAGGCCCUGAGUAAUGACAGGAACCACACCCGCAAUGGUGUCUGUGCACCGGGCACUGAGCUCAGGAUCUUACCUGCCUUUGCGCAUUUAAUUUUUAUUCAGACCUCACAGACACACCGCCAGGUAUUGUGAUUCCCCCUUGCACCCCGGGCAUAACAGACUCAGGGAGGGGAAGGGACUUGCCCAGGUAGGCCCAGUGCACACGGGGCUGUCCAUACUUCACCAGCCAGCUGAGGCGGCUGGGGAGGGAGGUGGCCAGCCUCACAAACAAAGGUGUGGGCAUUCCAAUCCAUCACUGCGCCCAGCGGGGUGGGGACCUGGCGGGAAGGCCCAAGAGAGUGUCAUAGGUCAGCAAGCCCAGGAUCCCUGGUAUGCACGCAUGCGUGUCCACACGUGCGCACGCGCACAGACACACACACGCGCACACACACACGACUCCACAAUUCUGAGUGGUUUGAUUUGGUUCAGCUCCAUGAGGAGGUAGAUGAAGCUGGAUGAUAUCCCAGGCACUGUGCACACAAGUGCUUUUCAUCGAUUAUCUCAUUUGAUCAUCACAGAAAUGCUGGCAAAUCCAUUAACCCCAUUCUAUAGACAGCAAACUAAGGCACAGAGAGGCGUUGUGUCUUGCCCAAGGGCACGUGUGGCUGACAGGAACUGAACUCAGGUCUAUGGGACAUCAAAGCCCAGGAGGAGAGACAGCUUUCCUAAGGGUCUGGCUCCAGCCUUAUGUGGUCUUGGGGUGCUCACCUUUGCAUAUCAGUGCCCUCUAAGUUUGCUACUGGCUUCUCUCCCCACUUAGCUGGGAAGUUUGAGAGCUGGGUACCCUCCUCCUCAUAGAUACAGAAGCCCAGAGAGAAAGCUGAUUUUAGCAUCAUCCAGCCCAACCACCUCUUUUACAGGAGAAAAGAUGAUGUAUGUGAGAGUGCAGCACAGCACAGACCCACGGGAGGAGCUGAGAAAAUUCAGGCAUCACUGUUGUUACUGCAGAGGAUCCCGAUGGAGGAGAAAAGGGGCUGGUAUUUCACCAUGGCAACACUCUACAUCAGGCUAGAUGGCAUCUUCCUGGAGCUGGGCAGUGAGGAGCAGAAGAGACUGCCUGCCUUCAACCGCACGCUGGCCCUACUCCGGCAAGUGCUGAAGUCCGAGGACCCCCGCCACCGAGCCCUGGCCUGGUGCUACCUCGGGAUGCUGCUGGAGCGGAAGGACACCUUCUCCACCACCCCCAUGGGCGUCCAUGACUGCGGGUACUCAGGGACCGACCCUCUAGACUGCUUCGGCAAGGCCAUUGAGAUUGCCAAGAACCAACCUCCCAUCCUGAAUCGCCUGGCAAAAAUCUUCUACUUCCUGGGAAAGCAGGAUAUGGCCAUUGGAACCUGCAACAUGGCCCUGGAUGUCCUACGAGAUCCAGAACUCAACUGGCAGGCGUACUGCACAAGGGCCAAGAUCCACAUCAGAGCCUACCUGCAUGACCUCAAGCGGGCCAAGAUGGGUCUCGGGGGCAUGCCUGACAGGAACCACCUGGCCUGUGCCAAGGCUGACCUUGAGGAAGUGGUCAGGGUGUGCCCAGGCUUCAAGGCGUACCUGGACAUCGGCCAGGUCUACUACUAUAUGGGCGUGGACGCGGUGCAGGAGCUGCUGGCGGUGGACGAGGCGGCGCUGAACCAGGCGCUGGUGUUCCUGGCCAAGGCGGGCGAGUCGGAGCUGGGUGCCACGCUGCCCGAGCUGCAGCUGCUGCGCGGCAAGUGCCUGCGCAUCAAGGGCGAGGACGCCAACGCGGCCGCCUGCUUCAAGCGCGCAGUGGAGCUGGACGACGCGGGCUCCAGCCACACCGACGGCUUCGGCUGCCUGCUCGAGGCGCUGCUGGCGCAGUGGAGCCAGGCACAGCUGAGCGACGGGGAGCUGGGCCGCGAGGUGGACGCCUGGCUGCGCCGCGCCCAGGACAAGUACCCCGCGGCGCGCCUGCGCCAGGAGCUGCAGCGCGUGUGGCGCGGGCACACGGACGAGGUGUUGGGGCUGGCCCGGGCCCUGGUGGCCCAGGGACGGCCGGCGCUGGUGCGGCUGCUCUUCGAGACCAUGGAGCGCGAGGGCGAGGGCGCCAGCGCGCCGCGGGACCGCCGGGCUGUCUCAUUCUAGGGCUCAGGUGCCCAGGCCGGAGGCUCCCUGGGACCCCGCCCAGGCCCCGCCCAGCUGAUGGGACCAGGUCCGGAUGGACUCCCUGCCUUAGGCUGACCUGGGAGCGGAGCCAGUUCGAUUCUUGGUCGGGAAUUGUGAAUGGGGAUGUUGCGACACCCGCGCGGUUUGAAACGCCCACCCAGACUGGAAGGCCUGAUUCCCGAGAGCAGAAGAGGCUGGGAGCAGAGGUGAGAAAACACUGGGAAGCUGCCAAUUAAGGGACAGAAUUUUCUAGACAUACAGGUAAAAUAAGAUGGUUGUGAGGCUUCUGAGAGAAACAGAAGACAGCUACCUCAGUGUGGCAGUUUUCUAGUCCGGGCGCUCAAUCCCUCAGGCCUGAGUGCCUGUCUUUGGACUCCGGUAGGCCACACUCUAUCCUUAUGAGAAAGCCCCGUUUACUUUAGUUGACUGGAGUGUGGUCUCAGCUCCUGCAGCCAGAAAAGCCCUGACUAAAGCAGAGGGCAGGGUGGCACGGCGAGUGAGUUACGGGACAGGGCCCUAGCCUAAGCCUCGUGCUCAGGGCUCAUUCCUGCCUCUCUGCUACUUUUCUAGUAGGCCUCCUUCUUGGUCCGCUUGGCCCAAAAGGCCUCCCAAAUGCUCUGAAAUAGAGCUCAUCAAUAGAACCUUCACUUGAUUUCCCUCUUCUUGGGGGAAACUAAGGGCGCCACCCAUUAGGAGGUGCCACCUGCCCCCCCCCUUUUUUUUUUUUUUUUUUGAGAGGGAGUUUCGCUCUUGUUGCCCAUGCUGGAGUGCAAUGGCACGAUCUUGGCCCACUGCAACCUCCAUCUCCUGGGUUCAAGCGAUCUUCCCGCCUCAGCCUUCCAAGUAGCUGGGAUUACAGACGUGUGCCAUCAGGCCUGGCUAAUUUUGUAUUUUUAGUAGAGACAGGGUUUCGCCAUGUUGGUCAGGAUGGUCUCGAACUCCUGACCUCAACUGAUCCACCCGCCUCAGCCUCCCAAAGUGCUAGGAUUACAGGUGUGAGCCACUGCACCCGGCCCUGCCCCCAGUCUUGACCAUUCUACUAAUUUUAAAGAACAUCUUGGAAUUUUACACUCUUGGAAUCAUAGUCGUAGAAUCCUUUUUUUGAGACAGAGUCUCACUCUGUCGCCCAGGCUGGAGUGCAGUGGCCAGAUCUCAGCUCACUGAAACCUCAGCCUCCCAAGUUCAAGUGAUUCUCGUACCUCAGCCUCCUGAGUAGCUGGAAUUCCAGGCUGUACUCACUGCUUUGCUCAUAUCCUCGCUCAUUACCAGGGACAGGCCAGCACCCCUGCAUUGCAUCUCACAUAUCCACUGAUGGAUGGAGAACAGACUGAAAUUCAGUGCCUUAGAGACCACACACUCCAACCCCCUCAUUGUGCAGAUGGGAAAACUGAGAGCCAUAGAAGGGAAGUGGCUUGCCCAAAGCCACACUUACUGUUUUCCCCACACUGUACCACAAACUUUCACCAUUCUUCAGGUUUGGAAAAAUACUAAUAAACUGAUCAACACUAAA